This is a messenger RNA of Mytilus californianus (California mussel), 3677 nucleotides long. Its product is annotated as integrin beta-1-A-like. Lineage: Eukaryota; Metazoa; Mollusca; Bivalvia; Mytilida; Mytilidae. Gene Ontology annotation, molecular function: integrin binding. The transcript is spliced from 22 exons. The record is from RefSeq and is a predicted model, not a curated record. Gene Ontology annotation, biological process: cell-matrix adhesion; integrin-mediated signaling pathway; cell migration. The coding region runs from base 64 to 2481 and encodes 805 amino acids. Gene Ontology annotation, cellular component: focal adhesion; integrin complex; cell surface.
CUUGACUUAGUUGCGGAUGUUAAACAGGAAAUUUGAUACAGCAAAACAUUUAUAUAAUACAAAAUGGAGCUAACUAGGACUGUGUUUAAAAUUGAAUGGAUUUUAUUGUUAAUAUUUGUUUUAAAUUGUAUAUGUGUGAAUGGUCAGUGUUCAGGGAAAAGAUGUGGUGAAUGUAUAGUAAGUGGUCCAAACUGCCUAUGGUGUAAACAAAAGAAUUACAAUGAAACGAGGUGUGCUGUGGAAGCAACUCUGACAUCAAAUGGCUGCUCAUCAUCUGAAAUUGUUCGCCACCCCGAAGCAAGUGUACAAAAGAUAAAGGAUACACCUUUACAAGAUGGUGGUCCAAAUAAAGAACCUAUACAGCUACAACCACAGGAAGUUAAAAUUAGAUUAGUUCCUAAUAAAGAGUUUAAGUGGUCUUUCAUGUACAGAGUAGCAGAAAACUUUCCAGUUGAUAUAUACUUUCUGGUAGAUCCCUCAUAUACAAUGAGAAAUCUUCGAACUCAGUUAGCAAAUUUAGCUGAUGACAUAGGUACUUCUAUAGGACAAUUAACAAAUGAUUUUAGAUUCGGAUAUGGUACAUCAAUGGACAAAGUAACUUUACCCUACACUCAUACAACACCAGAAUAUUUACAAAAUCCAUGUCCUGGUGAUUCUACUCUUACAUGUGCUCCACCACAUUCCUUUUUACACAGGCUGAACCUUACCAAUAACGUCCAACAAUUUAGAGAUGUUGUAAGAGCUACCGCAACAACAGCAAACAGAGAUAAAACAGAAGGGUUGUUAGAUGGGGUGAUGCAGGUUGCAGUUUGUGGGGAUAAAAUAGGAUGGAGAAAUAAGGCCAGAAGAAUGUUGAUAUAUGCCUCUGAUGUUGAUUAUCAUUUUGCUGGGGAUGGAAAGUUAGCUGGUAUUGUAAGACCUCACGAUCUACAAUGUCAUCUUGCUCCGGAUGGACCAAACAUGAAAUAUACACACGAUACCAUAUUGGACUACCCAUCAAUUGGACAGAUAAGAAAAGCUAUAACAGAUAACAAUAUAAAUGUAAUAUUUGUAAUUGAUGAUCGUGAGGGCUACAAAAAUUAUUAUGUCAAGCUAAACCCCGAUAUCCCAGGAUCCUUUACAGAAGAGUUAUCUCAAGAUGCUACCAACAUCCUGUCCAUUAUAAGAACUACCUAUGAGAAACUGAGAAGUACAGUAAAUUUUGUUAAUGAACCUUUCGAAAACAUUGCCACAGAAUACUGGUCAGCUUGUGGAGGGAGAAAAUCUCAAACUGAUCAAAGAUCAACAUGUUCCAAUAUAACAGUAGGCAACACUAUAGAAUUUGAGUUUCGUAUGACCCUCAAUAUCAACAAAUGUCCUGAUAACGUAAAUGAAAGGACUGUGAAAUCCUCAAUCCAUCCUGAGGGUCUAGAAGAUAGAUUAGAUGUAAAUGUGGAGUAUAUAUGUGAUUGUGAUUGUCAGGCUCCGGACCAAGCAAUAGAGAAUUCAACAGAAUGUAAUGGACAGGGACGAUUGGAGUGUGGUGUAUGCCACUGUUAUGAUGGUUGGUCAGGUGAUGAGUGUGAUUGUGACAUUAGUAAGACACAAGAAGAAACAUGUGGACAGACCACUGAUGGUGUCAAUUAUAUUAUAUGCAGUAAUGUAGGGGAGUGUCAAUGUGGUAAAUGUGUAUGUCCUGCUGACUACACUGGGGACUACUGCGAAUGCUACAACAAGGGAUGUGGUGGAUAUAUUGGAACAGGGGAACUUUGUAAUGGGAAUGGUGUGUGUCAGUGCUCUAAUUGUGUUUGUAAUGAAGGUUACAAUGGUACAACCUGUGACUGCCCUACAUCAACAGAUGCUUGUACUAAUUCUAAUGGGACAAUAUGUUCAGAUCGUGGUCAGUGUGUUUGUGGAAAAUGUGUGUGUGAUGAUAACAACUAUCGCGGAUCACAAUGUCAGGAAUGUCCAACUUGUCCGGGGCAGUGUAAAGCAAAUCAAGACUGUGCAGAAUGUGUUGGCUUCAAACAGGGUAAACUCAUUGAAUCCGAAUGUACGACACAAUGUUCCCAUGUGGAUACUGAUGCUGUAUUACCAAUUGAAAAUGUUACCAAGUGCCAGUUCUUUGAUGAUGAAGGAUGCCAGAUUGAGUUUACUUAUGAGUAUGAUGAAGAAUUUCAACUUAAAGUUGUAGUAAAAGAUACAAAAACUUGUCCACCAGGGCCACCUGAUGCCACAACUUUAGCUUUAGGUGUAAGUGGUGCCAUCUUUUUGGUUGGAUUACUGCUUCUGUUGAUAUGGAAACUGUUGACAUCAUGUUUAGAUGGCAUGGAGUAUAAGAAAUUUGCAACAGAAAUAAACGAUCCUAAAUGGGGUUUUGAGAAGAACCCAAUCUAUAAGGACUGUAUAACAGAAGUCCAAAAUCCAAUGUGUGAUAUAUCUCAGGGACCAGAUGGACCUGCUGCAGAAGGAAUGGGAAAUGUAGUUAUGAGGAAAAAAUAAUGUUCUGCUGUUUUUGACAGAUUUGUUCAAACAUUUCAAGUGCAAUAGUGUUUUCUGUUGAUAUUUCACGGGAGAUAACCUAACAUAGAGAAUAAACAUAAUUUUGAAAAUGAUAACUCUACGAUUUAGAUAUAACUUCUUUCAAAAGAAAGUUUACAAUUUGUUAUCAACCCUAAAUAGAAGGAAUAAAUUUUUAUUUAAGCUUAGGGCUGUUCUAGAAACAAAAUAUUAAACAUGAAGGUUUCAGGGCACCAUUUUCACAUCCAUUACUCAGUUUUUGAAAAGAAAUCUAUUUGAUUUCUGAAAAAUAAUUUCCAACUGUAAAAAAGUAAAGCCAUAUAGAGGUAGAGUUAAAGUGCCUUAGUAGAUUUGUGUAUUUAUUAAACCAUAUAAAACAGAUGAUUUAAGAAUUGUAUUUAUUCUAGAAAUAGCUUGGUCAUAUUCCUUAUUAAAAUAUCCAAUCUUACUCAAUGUUAUUUAAUCAUUUCGAUUGAAAAUCUUGUCAAAUUGUUGAUAUUCCUCAAUAACAUUUAUUUGUUGGUAACAAAUGAAAAUAAAAAUCUUGAGACACAAAUUGACAACAUUUACUAAUAUUCAAAUAAGAAGUGACAUGAAGUAUAUCAUAUUUAAUGUAGCUAAUUCAAAUUUUUUUGGAAAAUAUUGUCUCAGGAUUUUUCUAUGGUGAUGCAUGAAGAGAAUUCAAUAAAAAAAUAUAAUGAAAAGAUAAUACAAUGUUAGAACAGCACUAGAACUAGGAAUGAAGAAUUGGUGGAAUUUUCCCUAUUUUAAGAAAAAUAAAUGAUUGAUGCAGUGGACAUUAGAAACAUGCAGCCAUGACUGAGAAACUAAUGAUAAAUUUCUUUCCCUAAUACAAUGUUAAAACAACACUUUUGGUGCAUAUGAUUGAUCUUGAUGGUGUGUAACUGGUGCUAUUAUGUAUGGAAGGAUUUUGAAUGCCUGAGUAAAUUGUAAGACAAAAUUCAAAUAACCAAUGCUGAUAUCUGACAGACAAAUCUUUCUUUUUCUGUUGUUAUAUAUGGGGAACUGCCAACAACAGAGACUGCCAUAUAUAAAAAUAAAGGUUAUAAUUCAAAAUUUGAAGACUGUGUCUGGUGAAUGGAUAUAUAAUUGUAUAUCAUUAAAAAUCAUAUAUAUAAAUGUGCUUUGUUAAUCUUUCAUUAAAUUUUGUAUUUUUA